Messenger RNA from Drosophila guanche, 5107 nucleotides. RefSeq names its product serine/threonine-protein kinase Genghis Khan (gene gek). Gene Ontology annotation, biological process: peptidyl-threonine phosphorylation; actomyosin structure organization. The transcript has 11 exons. NCBI's taxonomy places the organism in Eukaryota, Metazoa, Arthropoda, Insecta, Diptera, Drosophilidae. Bases 84 to 5009 code for a protein of 1641 amino acids. The record is from RefSeq and is a predicted model, not a curated record. Gene Ontology annotation, molecular function: protein serine/threonine kinase activity; ATP binding. Gene Ontology annotation, cellular component: cytoplasm; cytoskeleton.
UUCCGCGGUCACACUGUUCGGCUUUUACAAUUUACAAUUUACAAUUUUGUUGGGAGAAAUAUGUCUAAAUAUAAGCAUUAGAAAUGGAAUACGAAUCUUCCGAAUUCAGUGAUAUAACCACAGGAAGCUGCAAGAAAAGGCUAAAUUUUCUAAAAUAUAUUCUAAGCGAUACAACAGUCGAUCAAAAAUGGGCAUCCGACUUGGGCGAGGACACGGAAGGGCAUCAGUUCUCCUUGGACUAUCUGCUCGACACCUUCAUCGUGCUCUACGACGAAUGCAGCAACUCAUCCCUGCGUCGUGAGAAAGGAGUUUCGGAUUUUCUUAAACUAUCUAAACCCUUCGUUCAUGUGGUGCGAAAACUGCGACUGGGUCGUGAUGAUUUUGACAUAUUGAAAAUCAUCGGGCGAGGGGCCUUUGGUGAGGUAUGCGUCGUCCAGAUGAUAUCCACCGAGAAGGUGUACGCCAUGAAAAUACUGAACAAGUGGGAGAUGCUGAAGCGGGCCGAAACGGCGUGCUUUCGCGAGGAGCGGGACGUGCUGGUCUUUGGCGAUCGGCAGUGGAUCACGAACCUGCACUACGCCUUUCAGGACAACAUUAAUCUGUAUCUUGUCAUGGACUAUUAUUGCGGGGGCGAUCUGCUAACGUUGCUGAGUAAAUUCGAGGACAAGCUGCCGGAGGACAUGGCCAAGUUCUACAUUACCGAAAUGAUUUUAGCCAUCCACAGUAUUCAUCAGAUUAAGUAUGUCCAUCGGGAUAUAAAGCCGGAUAAUGUGCUGCUGGACAAGCGGGGCCAUGUGCGGCUGGCGGACUUUGGCUCGUGCCUGAGGCUGGACAAGGACGGCACCGUGCAGUCGAACGUCGCUGUGGGCACGCCCGACUACAUCUCGCCCGAGAUUCUGCGUGCCAUGGAGGAUGGCAAGGGUCGCUAUGGCACCGAGUGCGAUUGGUGGUCCCUCGGCGUGUGCAUGUACGAAAUGCUGUAUGGCGAGACGCCGUUCUACGCGGAAAGUCUGGUGGAGACCUAUGGCAAGAUCAUGAACCAUCAGAACUGCUUCAAUCUGCCCACGCAGGAGACCCUCAACUAUAAAGUGUCCGAGAUGUCGCAGGAUUUGCUUUGCAAACUGAUCUGCAUACCUGAGAACCGGCUGGGCCAGAAUGGCAUUCAGGACUUUAUGGAUCACCCUUGGUUCGUGGGCAUCGAUUGGAAGAACAUUCGCUGCGGCCUGGCCCCUUACGUGCCGGAAGUUUCGAGUCCCACGGACACCUCCAACUUCGAUGUGGACGACAACGAUGUGCGACUGACCGAUUCGAUGCCGCCCUCUGCUAAUCCCGCCUUCUCUGGCUUCCAUUUGCCCUUUAUUGGCUUCACCUUUUCGCUGAACACCAGCUCCCCCGCUGACUCGAAGGCCAAUCAGAGUUCUGGCUUCGAGGAUGACAAUACCUCGUGCAGCCUGCAGCAAUCCAGCAAUCUGCCGAGCAACAACUCGGAGGCAUCGGUCGACUCCGUGCAGGACAAGAAACAGAUGAAGGCAUUGACCGAACAGAUAGCUGCCUUUAAGCAGGAGAAGCUCGAGCUGACGAAGCAGCACAGUGAGAUAUUCGAGCGGCUGAAGACGCAGGAGGCGGAGCUGCAGGAUGCCAUUUCGCAGCGCAAUGUGGCCAUGGUGGAAUACUCGGAGGUUACGGAGAAGCUCUCUGAGCUGCGCAAUCAAAAGCAGAAGCUCUCGCGGCAAGUGAGGGACAAGGAGGAGGAGCUGGACGGAGCCAUGCAGAAGAACGACAGCCUGCGCAACGAGCUGCGCAAGUCGGACAAGACGCGGAGGGAGCUCGAGCUGCACAUUGAGGAUGCGGUCAUUGAGGCCUCCAAGGAGAAGAAGCUGCGGGAGCAUGCCGAGGAGUGCUGCAGGCAGCUGCAGCUGGAGCUGCGCAAAUGCAACUCCAGCGUGGAGACGACCAUGCCCAUGAGCAUAUCCUCGGAGAUGUCUUCGUACGAAAUCGAGAGGCUGGAGAUGCAAUACUCGGAGAAGCUCAACCAUCAGCAGACGCGUCACAAUCUCGAGAUGGAGGCGCUGCGCGAGCAGCUGGAGAACUCGAAUCUAGAGCUCUCCAAGGAGCUGCAUCAGACGCAGGACAGGCUGAAGUACACGCAACUGGAAUCGAUUACGGACUCGGCCGAGACGCUGCUGGAGCUGAAGAAGCAACACGAUCUGGAGAAAUCUUCGUGGUUCGAGGAGAAGCAACGACUGAGCACGGAGGUGAGCCUCAAGGCAAAGAAUCUGAAGGAUCUGCAGGCCGAAGACGAUGAAAUCUUCAAAGAGUUGCGCAUGAAGCGAGAGGCCAUCAACCAGUGGGAGCGCCAAAUGGCUGAGAUCAUCCAGUGGGUGUCCGACGAGAAGGACGCUCGCGGCUACCUGCAGGCGCUCGCCACUAAAAUGACCGAAGAGCUGGAGUAUCUGAAGCAUGUUGGCACAUUCAAUAACAACGGGGUGGACAAUAAGAACUGGCGAAACAGGCGCUCCCAGAAGCUGGACAAGAUGGAGCUGCUCAAUCUCCAGAGUGCGCUGCAGCGGGAGAUCCAGGCCAAGGCCAUAAUAUCCGAGGAGCUCAGCCAGACCCGAUCCGAUCUGAUAUCCAUACAGAAGGAGGUGCGCGACUACAAGAAGCGCUACGAUUCUAUUCUGCACGACUUUCAGAAGAAGGAGACCGAGCUGCGGGACCUGCAGAAGGGCGGCCUCGAGUAUUCCGAGUCGUUCUUGAACAAGUCCACGCACCAGGGCCUGAGCAGCGCCUUCUUCCGGGAUAUAUCCAAGAGCGAAAUGAUUGAUGCUGCGGAUAGUUUUGGCAACGACUCGAGCGACAGCUUCAUCGGCACACCCAAUUUCUUCCAGUCUGGAAACUCUGGCAUGCUCUUCAAUUACGAACCAAAGUAUGCGGGCAAGAGCAAAGAUGGUGGCUCUCUGGCAGCCAUGAAGGAUGCCUCGGUGAGCGACAUAUCGCGCGAGGAUGCCGAGCUGCUGAUGAAGGAAUCUCAAAAGAAGGUGGCCAGCAGCAACCCCUCGAACACAGCCAUCCAUCAGUUUUUGGUGCGCACUUUUAGCAGUCCCACAAAAUGCAAUCAUUGCACAUCGCUGAUGGUUGGACUGACGCGUCAGGGUGUGGUGUGUGAGAUUUGCGGCUUUGCCUGCCACACCAUCUGCUGCCAGAAGGUGCCGACCACCUGUCCAGUUCCUAUGGAUCAGACCAAGCGGCCGCUGGGCAUUGAUCCCACGCGUGGCAUUGGCACCGCCUACGAGGGGUAUGUGAAGGUACCCAAGUCGGGGGUGAUAAAGCGCGGCUGGAUACGUCAAUUUGUUGUUGUGUGCGACUUUAAGCUAUUUCUCUAUGAUAUAUCGCCCGACCGGUGCGCCCUGCCAAGUGUGAGCGUCUCCCAAGUGUUGGAUAUGCGCGAUCCAGAAUUCUCAGUUGGCAGCGUGCGCGAAAGCGAUGUCAUACACGCGGCCAAGAAAGAUGUGCCAUGUAUUUUCAAGAUCAAAACAGCGCUCAUUGAGAGCGGUUUAUCGCUGAAUACUCUGAUGCUGGCCGACAAUGAGUCGGAGAAGUCCAAAUGGGUCAUUGCUUUGGGGGAACUACAUCGAAUAUUGAAACGAAACAGUCUACCAAAUACUGCUAUAUUUAAGGUCUACGAGAUACUGGACAAUACGCUCUCCCUCAUACGGAAUGCCUUGUGCUCUGUCAUCAUAUAUCCCAAUCAGAUUCUGUUGGGCACUGAAGAUGGACUCUUUUACAUUAAUUUGGAUCAGUAUGAAAUUGCUCGUAUUGGGGAGAGCAAAAAGAUCCUACAACUGUGGUACAUCGAAGAGGAGCAAAUUCUUGUUAUACUCUGCGGAAAGCAGCGUAAUUUGCGGCUUUUGCCCAUCAGAGCGCUAGAGGCUAGCGAUGUUGAGUGGAUCAAGGUGGUCGAAUCGAAGAACUGCAUUUCGGCCUGCACUGGCAUUAUACGCCGCUUCCCCAACAUUGUGUAUUCGUUUAUAAUUGCCCUGAAACGGCCCAACAAUCACACACAAAUCGUUGUCUACGAGAUUAAUAGAACGCGCACAAGGCACCAGAAGACUUGCGAAUUUACAAUUGGCUAUUUGGCCCAGCAUCUGCAGAUCCUGUCCGAUAUGCGGCUGGUUGUGGCUCAUCAAAGUGGAUUCACCGCCUACUUCCUGAGGGGAGAAGCUACCGCAAUGUCUCUGGUGCAUCCCGAGAACCAGCUUUGUGCAUUUUUAAAUUAUUCCGGCGUGGAUGCUGUACGAGUCAUAGAGAUACUCUGCCCCAGCGGCGGUAACUUUGGGGAGUACUUGUUGGUGUUCCAAACCCUGGCCAUUUAUGUGGAUCUGCAGGGACGCAAGUCUCGGGAUAGGGAAAUCAUGUACCCCGCUUUUCCCACAUAUAUAACCUUUUGUGACGGCCAUUUGUUGGUGUUCUCGGAAACACAUUUGGAUAUCUUUAAUACACAAACCGCUGAAUGGGUGCAGUCGAUUGGCCUGAAGCAGUCGAUUCCGCUAAAUAAUCAAGGCAAUGUGGUGCUGUCCUCAGUCAAUGACACGCCCUUGAUUGUUUAUUUGUCCAAUAUACACACAAAGGGACUUUUGCAAUAUCGUGAGGGAAAUCGCAAGGGAAUGGCAAACAUUAAGCGAAGAUUUUCCAUUCGUGAGAUUAAUAAAACAAUAAAAAGCGAUCGAAGAUCAAAGAUGAUUUCGGCCCCAACUAAUUUCAAUCACAUUUCGCAUAUGGGCCCCGGCGAAGGCAUACAAAAUCAGCGACUUUUAGAUCUACCAACAACACUCGAAACAGCCGACUGUAGUCCCAUAAUACAUUCUCUGAGCUCCAUACCAUCUAGAAAAUCAAAUUUUCUAGAACAAGUGGAUGCUAACUCUGAUGACUAUGGCAACGAUAAUAUAAUCUCUAGAACUCCCAGUCCAAUGGCAUCGUCAUUUAUGGACGGCUUAAGCAAUAACGAUUAGUGUUUCAGUCUAUCUCUACAUCUACUUAUCUAAUUUAAUCGAAUUUUUUUAAGGCAAGCUGUUUGUAAUAAACAUAUUUAAUUUCUCGAAUAUCCCAA